GGCGUGCGCCAGUUCAAAAAAAGUGCACUAUGUAUCUGAAAAUUUGUGGGAUGUCAUAGAUGUUACAUUUGAGAUUACUAUUAGUAUAGAUAAAGAUAAGUAAUAUUCAAAAGAUGUCAUCUACCACAAAAAGCAGUAAGAAGUCUGUGCUUCCGCCAAUCAAUCUUAUAUUUAAAUAUUUACAACAACAAUCCCCUGUCACUAUUUGGUUAUAUGAACAAACUCAGCUGAGAAUACAGGGUAAAAUAAGAGGGUUUGAUGAAUUUAUGAAUAUUGUUAUAGAUGAUGCCGUUGAAGUGUCGACUGAAGAUGGAUCUAAAGAACUUUUAGGUAGAAUACUAUUAAAAGGUGAUAAUAUUACCUUAAUUUCCAGUCAUGAUGUGUAAUAAGUUUGAAUUUAUUCACUCCCCCUCCCACUUGUAU
Messenger RNA from Scheffersomyces amazonensis, 423 nucleotides. RefSeq names its product mRNA splicing protein. The record is from RefSeq and is a predicted model, not a curated record. The coding region runs from base 114 to 386 and encodes 90 amino acids. Gene Ontology annotation, molecular function: RNA binding. Gene Ontology annotation, biological process: spliceosomal snRNP assembly; mRNA splicing, via spliceosome. Gene Ontology annotation, cellular component: U4/U6 x U5 tri-snRNP complex; U1 snRNP; U5 snRNP. NCBI's taxonomy places the organism in Eukaryota, Fungi, Ascomycota, Pichiomycetes, Serinales, Debaryomycetaceae. The transcript has a single exon.